Molecule: messenger RNA, 1386 nt
Organism: Sander lucioperca (pikeperch)
Lineage: Eukaryota; Metazoa; Chordata; Actinopteri; Perciformes; Percidae
Product: gastrula zinc finger protein XlCGF49.1-like
Exons: 2
Coding region: 1-708 (235 amino acids)
Cellular component (GO): nucleus
Source: RefSeq, a predicted model, not a curated record
AUGCUCCUGCUAGAUCUCUCACCCAUGCGGCUGAAAUGGGGGAAGGAGACCAGAGAACCUCAGUCAGCUUUAAACUCUCUGAAACAUGAUUCAAGACGUAAGAAAACAUUCAGCUGUUCUGAGUGUGGGAAAGUAUUUGGCACCAAGGAACACCUGAAGACACACAUGAGAACUCACACAGGAGAAAAGCCUUUCAUCUGCUCAGUGUGUAGGAAAUCUUUUACACAGAGUGGAGAUUUACAGAGACACAAAAGAAUCCACACAGGAGAGAAAACGUUCAGCUGCUCUCAGUGUGGGAGAAAGUUUGUCCAAAGGGCACAUCUGAAGAGACAUGUGAUAACUCAUACAGGAGAGAAACCUGUCAGCUGCUCAGUUUGUGAUCAAAGAUUUGGCUGCAAGACACAUCUGAAGACUCACAUGAGAAUCCACACAGGAGAGAAACCUUUCAGCUGCUCAGUUUGUAAGAAAUCUUUUAGACAGAGUGGAAAUUUAAAAUCUCACAUGAAACAACACACAGGAGAGAAAACUUUCAGCUGCUCUGAGUGUGGGAGAAGAUUUAGUCAAAAGUCAAAUCUGAAGAGUCACAUGAGAACUCAUACAGGAGAAAAACCUUUCAGCUGCUCAGUCUGUAAGAAAUCUUUUACACAGGGUAGCAAUUUAAAAUAUCACAUGAAACAACACACAGGAGAGGAACCGUCUACUUCCUGAGUAAGUGACCUCAGAAAGCAGCAGGAGUGGAGCUCCAGCGUGGACCAGGAGCAGCCAGAGAAUCUCAGCCAGGUUGGAACUCUCUGAACCAUAGAAAUAAAAUGGAUAGAAAGGCCAUUUCCAUUCAAAUCAAUGUAGCAUAAUGGUCAGAGUGGCAGCCUUUUUUAUGUGUACCGUUGCCAUUCAGUAUAAGCCGACUUCUGGCGAGUCGCGGAGCUGAGGCUAAAUGUCAAAUUAACUUCAUGCUUCAGCCACACAAAGCACACUGCUAUCACCACGAGUAACAGCUUUAUUCGGCUUGUUUUCUGUGAAGGAUGUGGCGAGUUGGUGACGUUAAGGCGGAGUAAGCAAGCUAAUGUUAGCCAAAUAAGUUGUUCUCCGGAUGGCUGGUUCCGCCUUGCUGUCAUGCUGCAUCAGUUACAGACCAUGUUGGGCAAGUUACUUCCAAAAUAUAAUAUAUUAUUGAUCACUAGUUACUGCCAUUUGAGAGUAAUUCGUUAUAUUACAAUAUUACUGUCUCUGAAUUGUAAUGCUUUACGCUACUUUUGCGUUACUUUUAAACAAUUCCUGAAAUUAAUGUCCGUGUCGCAAAUGUAUCCGUCUCUGCAGUCAUUUCAACCACCGAAUCCAGCAACAGGAAAUAUCACUCGCUGACUUUUUUUCUCUGUGCUGAAAUAU